Molecule: messenger RNA, 1945 nt
Organism: Mustela erminea (ermine)
Lineage: Eukaryota; Metazoa; Chordata; Mammalia; Carnivora; Mustelidae
Gene: SAMD8
Product: sterile alpha motif domain containing 8
Exons: 4
Coding region: 79-897 (272 amino acids)
Biological process (GO): ceramide biosynthetic process
Cellular component (GO): Golgi membrane; endoplasmic reticulum membrane
Molecular function (GO): sphingomyelin synthase activity; ceramide cholinephosphotransferase activity; protein binding
Source: RefSeq, a predicted model, not a curated record
CCGUAGGGCUCCUCCUCCCGAAGCAGUUCCGGUUCGGACUCCAGCGGCUGCGGGAGAGGCAGAAGACUAGCCGAAGCGAUGCCUGCGCGCAGCCGCCACCGCCCCCGCCUCCACUCUAGCUCACCGCCCCGGGCUCCGCCUCCGCCGCUCGAGGCGCUUCACUCCGGCGAGGCCCGGAGGGCCCCGGACUCCGACGGCGAUUCGGACGCCGACUCGGAGGUGGGUCAGGGGAUCCCGACUCGCACCGCGGAGGUGUCUUUGAAAGGGCCGAAGAUCGCUAGGGCAGUGGAGGAAGAAAUGGCUCUUCCUAAUCACCUUUGCAUUCGUCGCUGGACAACCAAGCAUGUAGCUGUUUGGCUGAAGGAUGAAGGCUUUUUUGAAUAUGUGGACAUUUUAUGUAAUAAGCAUCGACUUGAUGGAAUCACAUUAUUAACAUUGACUGAAUAUGAUCUCCGGUCUCCUCCUCUGGAGAUCAAAAUCUUAGGGGACAUUAAAAGGUUAAUGCUUUCAGUCCGAAAAUUGCAGAAAAUACAUAUUGAUGUUUUAGAAGAAAUGGGAUACAACAGUGACAGUCCCAUGGGUUCCAUGACACCUUUCAUUAGUGCUCUUCAGAGCGCAGACUGGCUCUGUAAUGGGGAGCCUUCACAUGACUGUGAUGGACCCAUCACUGAUUUGAAUUCUGAUCAGUACCAAUACAUGAAUGGUAAAAGCAAACAUUCUAUUCGAAGAUUGGACCCAGAGUACUGGAAGACCAUAUUGAGUUGUAUAUAUGUUUUUAUAGUAUUUGGGUUUACGUCUUUCAUUAUGGUUAUAGUCCACGAGCGAGUGCCUGAUAUGCAGACCUACCCACCACUCCCAGAUAUCUUCUUAGACAGGGUUCAGCUUUUCCAGAAAUAGGGGGAGGACUCCUAUAUUACCACAUAAAUUGGAAUUACCACAAAUAGUACUGAAAAAUACUGAUUCAUUGAUAGUAUCUUGUUUUUAUGAAAUGCUGAGUGAAUAAUAAAGAAUAUAGUAUAUGCAUAUGAAAAAUAAGAAUAGAACAAAUUUCGAAACUGUUAGCUUUUAUGUUUGUGAUUUUUAAAGCUUUUAUAGUUUGUAGAGCUUUCUUGUUUGUUUUUAUAAACCGUUUUACCUUUCUGAAACUACCUUGUAGUAUGUGUUUUUUAAAAUGAAAUGAAUCAGUGUAUCCAUACUACAAUGUCAGAAUGACAUACAUACCACAUUUUGUUUCUCUCAAACCCUGACUAAAAAUAUAGUAAAGAGGUUUUUGUUUGUUUAAGUGGAAAGCCUACAAAGAUAGGGCAGAUAAGAGAGGAAAAAACAGUCAUACAUUUUUGGAAGUUUGAAAAUAGAUGUUUGAGUGGCAACUAACAGACCUAAAAUAACUUAAUUCUUAAACAGCAGUUAGGAAAACAGAACCAACCCAGUCUGUGUUGCAGAUUUCUCAAAGUUCUGGAUAUUGCAGGUAAAAGGGUAGUGCUAAAUACGAAGAAUCUAGGGAAACUGUUAAGAAGCUGUUAGAUCCCUAUAUCUCCUCCUCUAUUCCCUACAGUUUUCCCAACUAUAAACAAAAGAACCUAAGGAAGUAAGGAAGAAAGCUAUGUGGAUAUCUGGGGAUAGAGUAUUCUGGGCAGAGAAAACAAGGUGCAAAAAAUCUUGAAUUGUUAGUAUCCUUAGCAUGUUCAAGAAACAGCAAGUGAGAGAUGGAGAGAACUGUUGGAGAUGAAGUCUGAGAGGAGACAGGAAUCUAGAUUGUAUAGUGACUUGUAGACUGUUUUCUGGACUUUAGCUUUCAUUCUGAAUGAAAAGGGAAGCCAUUAGAAAGUUUUUAGGAGAAGAGUACAGUGAUCUAACUUCCAUUUUAAAAGGUACCUAUGAGGCGCCUGGGUGACUCAGUCGUAGGCUUCUGCCUUCAGCUCGGGUCGUGAUCCCAGGGUCCUGG